Messenger RNA from Egretta garzetta (little egret), 6839 nucleotides. It is a transcript of the gene ADAT1, whose product is annotated as adenosine deaminase tRNA specific 1. Gene Ontology annotation, biological process: RNA processing. Gene Ontology annotation, molecular function: adenosine deaminase activity; RNA binding. The transcript is spliced from 9 exons. Bases 34 to 1527 code for a protein of 497 amino acids. Lineage: Eukaryota; Metazoa; Chordata; Aves; Pelecaniformes; Ardeidae. The record is from RefSeq and is a predicted model, not a curated record.
UUCUGUUUAGAACCUGCACUCGCACCGGGAGCCAUGUGGUCAGCUGAUGAAAUUGCUGAGCUAUGUUACCUGCAUUAUAGGACGAGACUACCUAAGCAGGGGAAGCCAGAUCCAAAGAGGGAAUGGACUUCACUGGCAGCUAUUGUCAAAGUGGAGUCUGCAACCCAGAGAGAGCUUCUUGCUAGUCCAGGGAACCUGCAGGUAACAAAGGAAGUUGUUGCUAUGGGAACCGGAACAAAAUGUAUUGGCCAAAACAAAAUGAGAAAAACUGGAGACAUUCUGAAUGACAGUCAUGCUGAAAUUGUGGCCAAGAGGAGCUUCCAGAGGUAUCUCCUCCAUCAGAUGUGGCUGGCAGCUUCCCAUCAGCAAUGCAGUAUCUUUAUUCCAGGAACUGAAACUGGGAAAUGGAAACUCAAACCAAAUAUCAUAUUUGUUUUCUUCUCCAGUCAUACCCCAUGUGGAGAUGCUUCUAUUAUUCCAAUUGGUGAACCAGAGAACCAGCUUUCUAAGCCAGUAACUGGAAAUGAUGCCGCUGGACAAUCAGCAGAGUGUAGAAAUAACCAUGAUCACUUGGGUCCAGAAGGAAAAAGGAAAUCUGAGAAAAUAGCAUGUAAUCAUAUAAUCAAGAGAAUGAAAACUGACGAUGACGGUUACUCUUCCGUAAUCACUGAAGAACUGGCUGUGAAACAAGAAGACUACAAAGAUCCAAAGAGCUGUGAAUGCUCUGCAGAGAUGCAAACAGCUAAUAAGGAGACUGUCUUAGGGAGACUGAAGGUAGUGGAUGUUUACAGAACUGGAGCAAAAUGCGUACCUGGAGAGCUGGGUGAUGCCCGAAUACCUGGGGUAGGGUAUCACCGUGUGGGAUUAUUACGAGUGAAGCCAGGUCGUGGGGACAGAACAUGCUCUAUGUCCUGCAGUGAUAAACUGGCUCGCUGGAACGUGUUAGGGUGUCAAGGAGCUCUUCUCAUGCAUUUCCUGCAGUAUCCAUUGUAUCUGUCCGCAAUUAUAGUGGGGAAGUGUCCAUAUAGCCAAGAAGCUAUGAGGAGAGCAAUUAUUGAAAGGUGUCAGCACAUCUCGUUUUUACCAGAUGGUUUUCUUGCUCAGGAGGUUAAGCUGCUGCAGUCGGAUCUUCGAUUUGAACAUAGCCGUCAGGCAAUUCAGGAAGUUCAAGCUAACAGCAAGACAAAACUUGUUCCUUGUAGUGCAGCUAUCAGUUGGAGUGCAGUCCCUGAGCAACCUCUGGAUGUCACCUCAGAUGGCUUCCGGCAGGGAACAACAAAGAAGGGGAUUGGGAGCCAUCAGAGCAGAUCCAAGAUCUGUAAAGUGGAACUCUUCCACGCAUUCCAAAAGCUGGUGACAAGUAUUUCACAAGAGGAUCUACCAGACACUCUCCGGAUGAAGACUCUAGAAACCUACCAGGACUACAAGGAAGCUGCAUUAAAUUACCAAGAAGCCUGGAAAGUGCUGCGUAGCCAAGCCCUGCUGGGUUGGGUCAAGAAUGACAAGGAAUACCUGCACUUCACAUGAGAAUACACAUGGCUGCGUAAAUCCAGCAAUAAGCCCUGGUGCACAGCAGAUACCUCUGCGGUUCAAGGGCCAGGAAAAGAUGUCCUCUAGUUCCUGUGCUAAUAAGGAGGGAGGGGUGAAAAGGAAAGCAAUCUAGAGAAGUCUCUUUUGGUUGAGUUGAAGCCCCCUUUUUAUUGUAAUAUAGAAAAGGAUAAUUGCAGACCUCAAGUUCUGGGCUGCAUGAAACAAUAUGCCUCCAAAAGAAAGGAAGCAGUGAUGUGCCAUCCUCUGUUACCUGAGGAUGUGAUCUGUCAGCCUUAGUCCAUUGCAGGGGAAGUAAUGUCAACUGAAAUUGAAGCAGUGCUAUGGAAGAAAGGGUGUCAUUGUAAAAUUUUAGUGCUGCUUUUUUCUUCUACUCUUCAUAAUGUUAUGGUUGGUUUUGUGUUGCUGGGACAACCCUAAUGUAUAGUAAGUAACAUUUUUAUAACUCUUGGCUCUCCUUGUCUGGUGCCUGGAACAAUUUUCUGUAUCCCCAAGCCCCAUUGCUUCUAACUGGAAGUACUAGUUCUGCUAAAGAGCCUUUUUUUUCUGGGAAUCCUUCAUAUAAGCUUCUAUUUACCAAAUAUAGCCAAAGCAGAAGCAAAAGAGUGCUGGGGAGAAGCCUGUGUCACAUAAUACCACUUAAUGAUAUCCUGUGCAUCUCUCUUCAUUUCAGGACUUGGCCAGAUACCCCUUCAACUGCUUUGCUUAUGUGGGCAGGGAAGACAUCUCCUGAAUGACCUGGUUCAAACCUGUCAAUCCUGUGUAAUUCCAGGCAAACAUUUACCUACUUUUCAGUGUUUCAAGCCCUGUCCCCCCACCCCCACCCCGUGAUACAUGGUUAAGUAAAAGAAGGGAUGCCUUAGCCAUUUAUGUCAUUGUUUCCUGGCAAGUAUUCAUUACUAACCUGGCAAAGGGGGAGAUGCCUGGAGUGGGGGGGGCAGGACUGGGAGUAGUCUCUGGCAGUCUUUGCCUUUGCUUUAUUACCAAAUAACAUCUGCAUGGCAAAGCAGUCAACAUUGUAAGCUGAGGGGAAGCAGGGGUAAUCCUCCUUAAACUUUCUGUCCCAAUUAUUGCCUUCUGUGAGCAAGGUCAGGACUGGGUAACUUACUGAGCGAACUCCUCUUUUUUACUUUUUCUCUUGUAAACUACAGUUCGUAAAAUUCAAUCCAAAAAUAUUGGGACAACGCAAUGGCAGGAUGAAAGAAGUGGAUAAUUUAGAACUUAAGAAUUUGUUAGUGAUUUGAGUUUUCUGUUCUUUGAUAUCUUACUAUAGUUUUGGAUUUGAAAAAUUGGCACAGCGGUUCUCCAAGCAGUGUUUACAGUCAACCUACAGAGCUACACAUGGGACUGAACAGUACCUAUCACAUUGCAGUCUGAGAAUUGAUUACAGCAAAUCCUUUUACUUCACACAUGGGUUACUUGUCAAAUAAGAAUAGUUCUGUCUUACAACAAGUAAUAACAAAGAAAUAAUGAAGAAAUAACAAAGAACUUGAGUUCUGUGUGUAUAAGCCUGUCCUCUCAAAUCCAGCGCUAACGUGCAGAAAGACCAGUUGUAUUGGUGAGGGGGAAGUUACUGCAUGUGUUUGUAGGGGGCGGGAGAUUAUGGAGAAGGGUGACUUGCAUUAGUCAUCGGAGGAUGAAAAAUGGCCAGGUGCCAUUGCGGAUGGGCUACAGGGUGAACUGCUGAAGAGAAAUGGUAGCAGUUCUUGUAACUGAGUAAAUAGCAUUCCAAGGGUGGAGUCCUGUAGUGCACCUAAAGAGAGAACCAGUAAAUUUCCAGGCUCCUGAAAUUUACCUUUGUCCUUCCCUGAAAUCUUGCAGAAACUAUACCUUGGUGUAUCUAGUUUCCCUUUGUUAAUCAACAAGGUCUGUAGCGAACCUGCUGACCAGACUGGAAUGUUCCCAUUUCCGAUCCAGCUGCAAUACUAAAAUGAGUUACAUAAGGCUAGUUGUUCUGCAGUCUUUGCAUCAGACUAGUUCUCAGAUGAGCAGUCACAUGAUGUAAAUUCUUUUAACUCUUUCCUGAAAUUUGAGCCUGGCUGUUAGGAGAGAGAGUUCCUGGUACAAUUUUCCUGUGCAUUUGUAAAAUACUUGUGAACUGUAGACUGCUGCUUUCUGCUACUUGUCAGGUCUAAAAGUAGUUUUGGAGGUGCUGAACACUGAUACUAACCUCACUUUUUGGAUGGAGUUGAGGACAUAUUUAAACCUAGAGUGAGUCAAUUAAUGUGUGAAGAGAGGGAAGGGGCUAAAACAAAGCAGCAUUUGAAAGGCUGAGAGCAGCCUGCAGAAUUUUAUACUCCACUGGAUUGAAAAUAAGUAUUUAAAUGCUGCAUCUGUUUAAUUCCAAAAUGUUAGGAAAUGCUGUAGGCACUACCAAGAAACCAAUCUAAAAAUCAGAAGGGAAAAACGCAGAGAGAAGAGAUAACACAGUCUUUGCUUUUGGAAGAGGUAGCAAACUAAACUUUCGUCAUUGUCAGCAGACCUUUGGAAGAAUUGCUCCUGGAAGGUAGCAGUUGACACGUUGCAAGCUUGUAUCACUCCUUUCCACUGGAAUUGCUGACACACUGAAAAAAGAGGUAGGCAAGGUGUAGGGGGGAUGGUGGAAUGCAGAGACUGUCACAGGGGAGCAGGGGGUGGGGGUGAAGUAGGGGGAAUGAAGUGCCCACAGCUGAUGGUUAAUGAGGAUGACCAAUCGAUUAGUAAUGGGAGCAGCAGAGCAUAAGAGGGCACCAAGAUUCCCAAGGCGUGUGUACAGUACUCUACAGAGCAUAUUUGUACUACCCAGAUAGGUCCUUGACUUUCCCAAACUAGUAUGGGAACCAAUGGUCCCUAUUUGCCAGAACAAAGAAACUGUAAUCCUUAUUUUGAGUGGGAUGUCUUUAACAGCUUCACUGCUGCAGAAAUUCUGGUUUCAAUCACAGUAAUAAGAAGGCAGGGCAGACCUGCUUAUCUUUAAGGAAGUCAAAACCAGAGCAUAGAAACAAGGGGUUUUUUUUGUCCAAGUGCAGAAGCAAACAGUCUGAGCUGGAGGCUGCAGUUCCAUGGGACAACACGCUAGCAUCCCAUUCCCUUUGAAAAAGCAAAGUUUUGAGCUUCACACUGUUCUUCCGCUGCUCACCUUGCACAGGCUAGAGCGCUUACUGAUCUUGGUACGUUCAGAGUAAACUGAAAACUAUCAAAUUACUGUCUUUGUAGAAAUACAACCCAUGAGCCCAAAACAAGGUGUAGCUUUUCACUAGGAGUUAAAUCAGCUUUGCAGUAAGCCCAGUAAGCACUAGAAGAAAGGAAGAGCUAGGGCUUCACUGCUGAGGGCAGAGGCGGUGGAGCCAGGCUUCCUUUUGCUUGUUAUGAACUAGGAGCUGGUUGUGAAACCAGACCUGGAGAAAAUGCUUGAGGCAUGAGUAUGGAAAUGAAGUGUGAAUUACUUCUGGGGAGCUACUGUUGGUAAGGAGGAAAGAAAGGUGUUGGUGUAGAAUUGGGAGCCAAAUGUAGUUCAGUAUCCCUGCUCCUGCAGGGGGUUGGACUGGAUGGGCUCUAGGGGGCCCUUCCAACCCAAAACAUUCUAUGGUAAGAGGGUUGCAGCAGUAGUUUAUAGGUGAAAGCAAAAUAAUUUUUGAGGAAAGACCAUCUAAAUUCAUCUAGUACUGGUUUAGUUAUAUGAGAGAUGACACUUCAAGUUAGCUUAAAGAUAGGUGAUGUAGAAGUGUGGCUGUCGGAAUAGUGAGGUAUUUCAUUUUCUGUUCAGCGUCUAAACUGAAAUGCCUUCCCAGUCUUGAAGGGUUAAUAGAAAGUGAAGAUCAUAUGGAACCCAAAGGCUUUUAAUCAUUUUAAGAGUGACUGUACUGUCUAAAGGGAUGUAUUUCAUCUGUGCAUUGCAGAAGGAAGUUUCUUGAUGUUUUAUUGCCAUUUUAAGUGCAUCUGCAGAUGAAAAGUAAAGUCACUGCUGUAGAACAUUCAUCCUUGCGUUCUCUGGAAUUUCUUGUGUACCUGGGCUCCUAAAUCAAAGCUAAUAAUUACAGAGAGUAGUUAGGUGGCUUUUUUUUUUUUUGAGAGGCUUAUAAAGGGUAUUCCAAAAGUCACCUCGAUUGUAACAGUAGGAAUAAAACUUCAUCCCCUUGUUUUGUUUAGAUAUACUAUGUGCUAGCACGUAAUUAGCUUUAUCUAGCAGUUGUAAGUUACAUUUCUUACUCUCUUGUUAACAGCUAGCAAAAAAUAGGACAUGAUGACCAUAGACAAACCGUGAAGUUUCAGCUUAAAGGGAACAGAACGUUUUCCAGUAAUAAAAAAACCACAGAUGAAACCACUUUUCUUUAUUCUCAAUCAAAAAAAACCAUUAAGAGCAAACAUCAGUACUAAAUGUGUGGAAAGGCAGGGGUGGAAAGAAUUCCCGAUGGAAGCAGCAACAGAAUGUUUACUAGAGCAGUGCUAUACAUUGCAGUGCUAUUCUGAAUAACGGAAGGUUUGCUGAAAUCAACGGCACAUUUUCAGCGCUGUUACUGUGACAAGCCUCAAUAAUAGUGUCAACAUUUCACAGGCUCCUGCCUUCUCAUUCUGAAGCCCUGCCAGUACCUGUGAGUAACUGCGAGCCAAACAUAAUUCUAGGCAUAAGGUGACGUCAUGCGAGUUUGAGUUAGUAUGAAUUUGAUUUAAGCUUGGAAAGUGAUAAAUUUCCACUGUCACUGGAAACAUUUUAAAAACUAAACUCCUCAACACCAUGUAGCAUGAAAAUGAAGUAAAACUUUUAUUAGGAGUCUAAAUUGUAAUUAGUGUUUCCUUGCUGGCUUACAAAGUUCAGAGCAAUGCUACUUUUCCAACCCAGUGUUAUCCUUUAAUAUCAAAGUGUGAACUCCAGUACUGUGCAAUUCUGUCAGGUGGCUUUUCCAACAUCCCCCCGCUCCUCAUUCAGAGGCGUAAGUUUGCCUCUUUGCCUGUAAGUAGAGGUAGCUGUGUAGCUAUGGUAUUUGGAGAGAAGUUGAGAGCCUCAUGAACAACCGUUUUUUUUUGGUUUUGUGGCAAAGCCUCUUUACUUUUACUGUGCUGCAUGCAUGCUUUGGCAAUAGUGCUUAUAAACUGCAGGAACUGAUCUUGAAUUGUCUCCCAUGCAGCAUUUCUGUUCUAGUUGCCUGCCUCAACUAAGUAGAAUCAUAGAAUGCUUUGGGUUGGAAGGGACCUUUAAAGGUCACCUAGUCCAACCCCCCUGCCAUGAGCGGGGACGUAUUCCACUACAUCAGGCUGUUUGAGCCCCAUCCAACCUGACCUUCAAUGUUUCCAGGGAUGGGGCAUCUACCACC